Messenger RNA from Spirodela intermedia, 987 nucleotides. NCBI's taxonomy places the organism in Eukaryota, Viridiplantae, Streptophyta, Magnoliopsida, Alismatales, Araceae. The record is from the annotation of a GenBank genome assembly.
AUGGGCCACCGGAGGCAUUUUGCCGUCGCAGCUCUGCUCGCUACCUUAAUGGCCUCCGCCCACGCCCGCAUUCCCGGUGUGUACUCCGGCGGGCCCUGGGAGAGCGCCCACGCCACCUUCUACGGCGGCAGCGACGCCUCCGGCACCAUGGGUACCUCUCCUCACCUUCCCUUCUUCGCUCCGCCUCCUCCUUCCCCCCGCAUUGUGAGGGAAUAUUCACUGGGAAUCGUUCCUUACUGAUGGUUUGCUCUCUCUUGGCUCUGGUUCUCCAGGGGGGGCAUGCGGGUAUGGCAACCUGUACAGUCAGGGCUACGGCGUGGAGACUGCAGCGCUGAGCACGGCCCUCUUCAACGACGGGCUGAGCUGCGGGUCUUGCUUCGAGAUCAAGUGCGCCGACGAUCCCCGGUGGUGCCACAGCGGAAGCCCCUCCAUCUUCAUCACCGCCACCAACUUCUGCCCCCCGAACCUUGCCCUCCCCUCCGACAAUGGCGGCUGGUGCAACCCUCCUCGUCCCCACUUCGACCUCGCCAUGCCCAUGUUCCUCAAGAUCGCCGAGUACCGUGCCGGCAUCGUCCCCGUCGCUUACCGCAGGUCUGUACCAUGUUCAUCAUCGUCUUCCGGGGGAAGUAGCUUUUGGGUUGGCUUGAUAAACCUUCUCGGAUGUGGCGGCGGUGCAGGGUGCCGUGCCGGAGGGCCGGGGGGAUCAGGUUCACCAUCAAUGGGUUCAAGUACUUCAACCUGGUGCUCAUCACGAACGUUGCCGGCGCCGGCGACGUGCUCCGGGUGAGCGUGAAGGGCUCCAAAACCGGGUGGAUACCGAUGAGCCGCAACUGGGGGCAGAACUGGCAGUCCAACGCCGUCCUCGUGGGGCAGUCCAUCUCCUUCCGCAUCACCGGCAGCGACCACCGUACCUCCACCUCCUGGAACGUCGCCCCCGCUGACUGGAAGUUCGGCCAGACCUUCUCCGGCAAGAACUUCGCCGUCUGA